AUGACGGAAGUGCUUCAGUUGCCUUCAUCGUCAAGCUGUGGUGGUCUCACACCCAAUGAUGGGUCGCACCCAAGUUCCCUUAUUAACGCUCCCACUGUGGAAGAAGGGGUGCUGCCACAGUCCCCUUUGGAUUUGGAAGCUGAAGAGGAAGAGGAAGAGGAAGAAGAAGAGAAAGAAAGGGAAAGAGAAAGGGAUCAGCUUUCAAUUUUGACCCUGUUGAUUGCUACGUUUAGGAAGUCUCUGAUUGGGUGCAGCACUACAGCUUCCCCUUCUUCUUCUUCUUCUUCUUCUUCUUCCAUGGAGAUUGGGUGGCCUUCCAAUGUGAGGCACGUGGCUCAUGUCACCUUCGAUCGCUUCCAUGGUUUUCUUGGUUUGCCUGUUGAGUUUGAACCCGAAGUUCCCAGGAGGCCCCCCAGCGCUAGCACAAAUGUUUUUGGAGUUUCAACAGAAUCUAUGCAGCUUUCUUUUGACGCCAGAGGAAAUAGUGUACCUACAAUACUUUUGUUAAUGCAAAGACAUUUGUAUGCACGUGGAGGCCUGCAGGCUGAAGGAAUCUUCAGAAUCAAUGCUGAAAAUGGUCAAGAGGAGUUUGUGAGGGAACAAUUAAACAGAGGGGUAGUACCAGAUGGCAUUGAUGUGCACUGCUUGGCAGGUCUCAUAAAGGCUUGGUUCAGAGAACUACCUACUGGGGUAUUGGACCCUCUCUCACCAGAGCAGGUGAUGCAAUCCCAGUCGGAAGAAGAAUGUGCUCAGCUUGUGAGACUUCUUCCUCCAACAGAAGCUGCUUUGCUAGAUUGGGCGAUAAACUUAAUGGCAGAUGUUGCUCAAAUGGAAAACUUGAACAAGAUGAAUGCACGUAAUGUUGCAAUGGUUUUCGCACCAAACAUGACCCAAAUGGCAGAUCCUUUGACUGCUUUGAUGUAUGCAGUACAAGUCAUGAAUUUUCUCAAGACUCUGGUCGUCAAGACACUUAGAGAAAGAGAGGAGUCCAUUGUAAAAUCAAAUCCUGUUCCCAACCUUGAUUCUUUUGACGAUGAUGGGCACCAUAGUAAUUCAGAAAUGCUUCACAAGCAUGGCGGUGAAAGUGGAAAUGAUUGUAGUGAUGAAGAUGAGGGUGCAGUAUUUGUCACUGCAGAGCCGGCUGAACAAAGCCCUAGUCAUCUUACUGAAGAUGGAUGUGAAACUGAGUCCAAAAGUUUGCCAACAUCUACUGAAAAUUUUAUUUCUAGUGGAAAUAGGUUGUUGGUUGACAAUUGUCCUUGCAAUCUUGUGUCUCAAAUUUGCUCCUUGGCAAUUGGGCUUCAAGACUGUGGCCUCACUACUGGGCAGACAAAGGGGUAUCAAGCAAACUUUUGCAGGAGCAAAAGCCUUCAGUUGAGUACUCAUGAUGUAGACAAAUGUUCCAGAAAGGUGAUUGAGCUUCCCGUAGCAGGAGCUACAGAGAAGAACAGGGGAACUGCAAUUAUUGGGCGUCUAAAUUCAAGAACGGAGUUGGCUGAAGCUUGGCGUUGA
Messenger RNA from Sphenostylis stenocarpa, 1512 nucleotides. The record is from the annotation of a GenBank genome assembly. Lineage: Eukaryota; Viridiplantae; Streptophyta; Magnoliopsida; Fabales; Fabaceae.